Molecule: messenger RNA, 4600 nt
Organism: Tupaia belangeri chinensis (Chinese tree shrew)
Lineage: Eukaryota; Metazoa; Chordata; Mammalia; Scandentia; Tupaiidae
Gene: ARHGEF10
Product: Rho guanine nucleotide exchange factor 10
Exons: 30
Coding region: 141-4256 (1371 amino acids)
Biological process (GO): positive regulation of stress fiber assembly; mitotic spindle assembly; actin cytoskeleton organization
Cellular component (GO): centrosome
Molecular function (GO): protein binding; guanyl-nucleotide exchange factor activity
Source: RefSeq, a predicted model, not a curated record
CCCUGCCGGGGGAGGGACCGGGGGCCUGGAACAGACGGUGGACCGGGGACGGCGGGAAGGCGAGGAACCCUGGCCGCGUCCUGGCCGCCCACGGGCUCCUAUUUCCUUGUCAAAGCUAAGGAGGCUUUAAAAGCUGAAGCAUGGACCAGCGAGAGCUGCCUCCUCCCACACCUGAAGCUGCAGAAAAUGAAGUAAAAUACGACACUAAUAAUAACGAAGAGGAAGAGGGGGAACAGUUUGACUUUGACAGUGGAGAUGACAUUCCAGAAGCAGAUCGACAAGCCCCCUCCACCCUGGAGGCCAGCAGCGCUGAAGCAAGGGAAGCCGCCCCCACUGCUGGAGAUGAAAAUGGAAGUGGAACGGAAGCCACUGCAGUGGUGGAACCUACUAAACUCGUGGUCCCGUUGAAAGUAAACCCGUAUUCCGUCAUCGACAUCACGCCAUUCCAGGAAGACCAGCCCCCGACUCCAGACCCAAACCCUGAGGAGGAAGGUGGAGGUCUCCACGUGCCCAGUGGGUACUCAGUGCCUGUGCCCUGCGGCUACGCGGUCCCCUCCAAUCUGCCCCUCCUGCUGCCAGCCUACUCCAGCCCUGUCAUCAUCCGCACCGUGUCUGUGGAUGAAGGAGCAGAAACACCAGAAGUCACAGAAGAGCACCAGUUUAAUUCUUUAAGUUCUGAGGAGCCGCCAAACAGUGAAGAUCAAGUGAGUAAAGAAGACAGUGCCCUAGCCCGAUGGGUUGCAGAUCCUGCCAAUACAGCAUGGAUGGACAAUCCAGAAGAAGCCAUUUAUGAUGAUGUGCCGAGAGAAAAUUCAGACUCUGAACCAGAUGAGAUGAUCUAUGACGAUGUUGAGAAUGGAGAUGAAGGUGGAAACAGCUCCCUGGAGUACGGGUGGAGUUCAAGUGAAUUUGAAAGCUAUGAAGAGCAGAGCGAUUCGGAGUGCAAGAACGGAGUUCCCAGGUCCUUCCUGCGUAGCAGCCACAAAAGGCAGCUUUCCCAUGACCUAACCCGUUUAAAGGAGCACUAUGAGAAAAAGAUGAGAGAGUUGAUGGCAAGCACAGUGGGAGCGGUAGAGCUUCAGCAGCUCAAGCAGAGACAUGAAGUGAAGAUGCAGAAGCUCAUGAAGGCUGCCAGGGAGGGCACCAAAGAUGGGCUUGAAAAAACCAAAGCCGCUGUAAAGAGAGGCCGUUCGUUCAUUAGGACCAAGUCUUUUAUUUCUCAAGAUCACAGAUCUUGUCUUGAUGAAGAGCAGAAUGUAUUCAUCGACGUGGAGUGCAGGCACCCGGAAGCCAUCCUGACGCCGAUGCCCGAAGGACUAUCCCAGCAGCAGGUUGUAAGAAGAUACAUUCUGGGUUCAGUUGUUGACAGUGAAAAAAACUACGUAGAUGCUCUAAAGAGGAUUUUGGAGCAAUAUGAGAAACCACUGUCAGAGAUGGAGCCAAAGAUUCUGAGUGAGAGAAAACUGAAGAUGGUGUUCUACCGAAUCAAAGAAAUUCUGCAGUGCCAUUCCAUGUUUCAGAUCGCGCUGGCCAGCCGUGUGUCCGAGUGGGACGCCGUGGAAAUGAUUGGCGACGUCUUCGUGGCUUCGUUUUCUAAGUCCAUGGUACUGGAUGCUUACAGUGAAUAUGUGAAUAAUUUCAGCACAGCUGUAGCAGUUCUCAAGAAGACCUGUGCUACAAAGCCUGCUUUUCUUGAAUUUUUAAAGCAGUGCCAGGAGUCGAGCCCAGAUCGAACCACACUCUACAGUUUGAUGAUGAAGCCCAUCCAGAGGUUUCCACAGUUUAUUCUCCUGCUCCAGGAUAUGUUGAAAAAUACAUCCAGAGGACAUCCUGACAGGCUGCCUCUUCAGAUGGCGCUGACAGAACUCGAAACCUUAGCAGAGAAAUUAAAUGAGAGGAAAAGAGACGCUGACCAACGCUGCGAAAUUAAACAAAUAGCAAAAGCCAUAAAUGAAAGAUACCUGAACAAGCUUCUCAGCAGUGGAAAUCGAUACCUCAUUCGAUCCGAUGAUAUGAUAGAAACAGUUUAUAAUGACAGAGGAGAAAUUAUGAAAACCAAAGAACGUCGACUCUUCAUGUUAAAUGACGUGCUCAUGUGUGCUACGGUCAGUUCACGGAAAUUUUUCCUGUUAACAAGAUUCUCCAGAAUACCUGAGCAUGCUUGCUCAGAUAGUCAUCAUACCUCGCAUGAAAACAAUUCUAUUGUAUCAACAAGCCAAAGGUACUUAUUGAAGUGGAGUGUUCCUCUUGGACAUGUGGAAGUAAUAGAAUAUGGCAAUAACCAAGGUGCAGGAGAACAUAGCCGGUACCAAGCUGUACACCCACCUGAAAGCCUGGCAGUGGUUGCUAAUGUGAAGCCAAACAAAGUUUACAUGGGGCCAGGACAACUGUACCAAGAUUUACAAAAUUUGCUACAUGACUUAAAUGUAAUUGGUCAAAUCUCUCAGCUAGUAGGAAACCUCAAAGGAAAUUAUCAGAACUUAAACCAGUCAGUGGCCCAUGAUUGGACAUCAGGUUUACAAAGACUUAUUUUGAAGAAAGAAGAUGAAAUCAGAGCUGCUGACUGCUGCAGAAUUCAGUUGCAGCUCCCAGGGAAGCAAGACAAGUCGGGGCGACCGACUUUCUUUACAGCUGUGUUCAAUACGUUUACCCCUGCCAUCAAAGAGUCUUGGAUCAACAACUUACAGAUGGCUAAGCUCGCCCUCGAAGAGGAGAACCAUAUGGGCUGGUUCUGUGUGGAAGAUGAUGGGAAUCAAAUUAAAAAGGAAAAACAUCCUCUUCUGGUUGGACACAUGCCCGUGCUGGUGGCCAAGCAGCAGGAGUUCAAGAUUGAAUGUGCUGCUUAUAACCCUGAACCUUACCUAAACAAUGAAAGUCAGCCGGAUUCAUUUUCCACGGCGCAUGGCUUCCUGUGGAUCGGAAGUUGUACCAAUCAAAUGGGUCAGAUUGCCAUCGUCUCCUUUCAAAAUUCCAACCCCAAGGUCAUCGAGUGCUUCAAUGUGGAGUCGCGCAUCCUGUGCAUGGUGUACGUUCCCGUCAAGGAGAAGCCCCGAGAGCCCGACGCAGUCUCAGACCCUGAACCCACAGCCACGAGAGCUUCUGACAUCCCCACCAUCUGCUUAGGGAUGGAAGAAGGAAGCAUUUCUAUUUAUAAAAGCAGCCAAGGCUCCAAGAAAGUGAGACUCCAGCACUUUUUCACUCCCGAGAAGUCCACGGUCAUGAGCUUAGCAUGCACAUCUCAGAGCCUGUAUGCCGGCCUUGUGAACGGGACGGUGGCCUGCUACACCAAAGCCGAAGAUGGAUCCUGGAAUUCCGAGCCUCAGAAAGUGAUCAAAUUAGGCGUCCUACCAGUUAGAAGUCUACUGAUGAUGGAAGACACACUGUGGGCAGCUUCCGGAGGUCAAGUUUUUGUAAUCAGUGUCGAGACUCAUGCUAUAGAGAAUCAGCUGGAGGCCCACCAAGAGGAAGGGAUGGUCAUCUCCCACAUGGCCGUGGCUGGCGUGGGGAUUUGGAUUGCCUUCACCUCCGGGUCCACCCUUCGCCUCUUUCACACAGAAACGCUCAAGCACCUGCAGGACAUUAACAUCGCCACCCCAGUUCACAACAUGCUGCCAGGGCACCAGCGGCUGUCUGUGACCAGCCUGCUCGUCUGCCAUGGCUUGCUGAUGGUUGGCACCAGCCUGGGCAUCGUCGUGGCCCUGCCAGUUCCUCGUCUGCAGGGGAUUCCCAAAGUGACUGGAAGAGGUAUGGUCUCCUACCAUGCACAUAACGGUCCUGUGAAAUUCAUUGUCAUGGCUACAGCUUUACACAAGAAAGACCAAGACAAAUCUAGGGACAGCCUGCCCUCUGUCCCUGACCCCCAGGAGGAGGACCAGAAGGACGUGCUUCCCAGUGAGGAAUCCAAUUUUUGCCCCAGCCAGAGCCACCCUGACGGGGCCGUCUGGUUGGGAGAUCCGCCAGGAUUGAUGAGUCAGAAAAGCGAUCUGUCUUCCUCAUCCGGAUCCCUGAGCUUGUCCCACGGCUCCAGCUCUCUCGAGCACAGAGCAGAGGACAGCAUCCUCUACGACCUCCUUAAGGACCCCACCUCACUUCGGAGCAAAGCACGGCGGUCCAGGAAAGCCAGGGCCAGCUCAGCACUGGUGGUGUGUGGAGGCCAGGGCCACAGACGGGUGCACAGGAAGGCCAGGCAGCCAGGCCAGGAGGAGCUGGUGUCCUCCGUGAUGGUCUGGCAGAUCCCCCCGCUGCUGAACGUAUAGGCAGGACGGCACGUCUUCUGGUAUCUGAAUUCGCAGUCAAGAAUUGACUUCUCAUCUAAAUCAGAUGGUGUGAGCAACUGAGCUCUGUCUACACUGGUUGGGGAUCUAUUGAAAACCGUCUUUGGGAAGGAAAUGUGCAACAUCAUCAUGCAUCAUCGCGGCCAGCUCUUUCCUUCUCUUCCACACAGCAGAACUAAAUGUGAACACUUCUAAAGGAAGUGGAAGAUGGAUACAGUUUGUGAGUCACUGAGUAAAGUUCUGGGAAAACACCACAUUCUUGAUUUUUUUUUUUUUUUAAGUUUUGCGCUAGAGUAGAUGUGCUCACCAGAGAGACAGAGACAGAG